Messenger RNA from Haliotis rubra (blacklip abalone), 2182 nucleotides. RefSeq names its product tudor domain-containing protein 5-like. Bases 6 to 2042 code for a protein of 678 amino acids. The transcript has 18 exons. NCBI's taxonomy places the organism in Eukaryota, Metazoa, Mollusca, Gastropoda, Lepetellida, Haliotidae. The record is from RefSeq and is a predicted model, not a curated record.
CUAACAUGCAAUUCAUUCAAUCAGGAAACAUGCUGUAUCAGGUGCCUGUUAUUCCCAAUGUUCAUAUACCAACAAGCGUACAAUACCUUCCACAAGCAACGCUGAACCCUCCAAUGAGAAUACACCUACCACAAGCACCUGUCAGUGCCCACACUACAACGGCCAACUACCACACUACAACGACCAACUACCACUCUGCUGCUCCAAGUCAACCCACGCCUACCAUGUCCACCAACAUUAGUCAGACUUCACAGGAACCACUUUCUGUGGCUGUAACAAGCAGAGAAAUGACAGCACCAGAUGACAGCAGAGAGGCACAGCAGUCAGGGAACAGCAUCAAAUCCUGUAACAGUUCCUUGGAUUCCACCGAGUUAAUGUUUGAUGAUGAUUGUGGAGUUUCUCCUGAGCUGCAGGACGAAAUAAAAAAGGUCCUGGAGACAAGACCAAAGGGAAUCUGGGCAUGCAGGCUGCCAUUCGAUUACAAGGAAAUGUUCCACAAGGAGCUGCCAUUCAAAGACUUGGGAUUCCACAGUGUGGUGGAGUUUGUGUCGACACUUCCGCAACAGCUUGUUGAGAUCCGACGCCCCAACAAGAAGGGAGACUGGCUCCUGCUUGGUGCUCAGUCCAAGACAGACCAACAAGAUGAUGUUGAGAGAAAGGUGAGAGGUGGUGUGGAAUCUAAACAAGGUCUGCAGAACCCCAAGGAGAACCAGAGUUUCCGGGAAAGCGUUCGGCAGGUGCUUCAGGCUCACCAGGAAGGGAUUCUCAUGCAGGAGUUCCCAGCUAAAUACAAGGAGAUGACUGGCCGGACGUUGAAGGACGAGAUUGCCUACUGUGGCUCCCUGGAAAAACUCUGUAUCUCUCUCACAGACGAUGUACUGCAGAUCAAUUACAAGGGGGAUGGCUGCCUCAUGCUGUAUGCCAUAUACUCCGACCUGACCCGGAAGUUUGACCAGCUGUUGGACACCUACCACCCCAUUGCUGUCUCAGAGCAGGCAACUCCAACCGUGCAGGAUAGUCUACCAGCAGAUGCUGUGGGACCAGGGUCAUACUACACACAACUCCCUCUGCCAGAUUUCUCUGACUACGUGGAAAUCUUUGUGUCCAACAUCGUCUCUCCUGGACUGUUCUGGACACAGUUCCGACAGCGGAACAACACCAUGGCUCUUGAAAGACUCAUGGAUGAUCUGGAGUUUUAUCGGAGCAGCAGUGGCAACCAAUACAAGGUUCCGGAGUCGCUGCUGGCUGUGGGGCAGGUGGUGGCCGUGUUGUUCCCGGAGGACCAGAACUGGCACCGUGGCAUCAUCACCAGCAUCAGAACCAUGGACUUCGUCGACGUAUACUACGUCGACUACGGCAACACCUGCUCUGUGCAGAAGAAGACGCUUCGACUACUGCGGUCACGCUACCUCAAGCUUCCCGCCCAGGCAGUUCAAGCAAGACUAGCCAACAUACAACCUUCAGGGGAGAAAUGGACUGAACAGGCAAAGCUUGAGAUGUUGAAGAUUUGUAUGAACAAACCGAUGAUAGCACUGGUGACUUCUCAGAAGAGUCGCGUACUGUCCAUGUGUCUGACGGACACCACCUCAGAUGUCGACCUCCACGUUAACGACCACUUAGUUCAUGAGGAAUACGCUUUGUUCAGCCCUGACGAGCUGCAGACAGUCCCUCUGUACCCAGAAAACCUGAGAGAGGUGCCUGACGAUGCUCUCAUAUAUGGCAUCAUAUCUGGUGGCUCACCAGGUGGCGCUGCCACGGCUACUGGAGGCCAAGCUGAAAGUGCUGGAUCGAUCAGAAGGAGGCAGUCCAAGAUUUGUUCGUCCAAUGGAGUUGACCCCUGCUCUGUGUGUUCACGUGAUCAACUGGGAGGCCGAACCAUGGAUCAUCUCGGCAGAAAUAUCAGCUCUAUUCUGGGAAGAGGAUAUUCUCCGAUCAAUGCUGCAGACAAAGCAUUUGCUUGUAAAGAAACAAGUCCUCAGCCAGUCCGACUACCCCCAUCUGUUCCAGGACCUGCUGUUCUAUGGAGUGAAGUCGAUGAGUGAACACAAGACCUACAUUACCAUCUAUGCACUGAGAGGAUUGCCAGACAUCUUGGAUGCCUUCUCUCAUCCGAAUACAAGAAUCAAAACACGAGGUGGGAAGAGAUCAUCCGAGAUUUUGAUCCCAAUGAUCUCUACUGGCA